Messenger RNA from Morus notabilis, 2650 nucleotides. Its product is annotated as L-type lectin-domain containing receptor kinase VII.1. Gene Ontology annotation, cellular component: plasma membrane. The transcript has 2 exons. The record is from RefSeq and is a predicted model, not a curated record. Gene Ontology annotation, molecular function: protein kinase activity; ATP binding; carbohydrate binding. Bases 220 to 2361 code for a protein of 713 amino acids. NCBI's taxonomy places the organism in Eukaryota, Viridiplantae, Streptophyta, Magnoliopsida, Rosales, Moraceae. Gene Ontology annotation, biological process: protein phosphorylation.
CAAUCCAACCAUUUGACUAAACAAAAAAAUUCAAAGCUAAUCAUCUAAACCAUUAUCUUAUAUGACCUUCAUUUCUCACCCCUAAUCCUCCCUUUUCCUGUUUCAUUCAUUCAUUCUUCCCAUGAAACACUCUUCUCCUUCUUCUUCUUCUUCUCCUUCUUCUUCUUCUUCUUGUUCAUCUUCAUCUCAGUAAUCUCUCUCUAUCACCCACAUGACACAAUGAAGAUAAUCCAGAACCACCAAAAACCACCAUUUCUCUCUCUAACUCUACUGACCGCCACAAUCCUCUCUCUCCUCCAACUUGCUCUCUCCGUCGACUUCCUCUUCAACGGCUUCAACGACACCGCCUUAUCCCUCUACGGCAACGCCACAAUCCAAUCCCGCAUCCUCACCCUCACAAACGACACCACUUUCUCUAUAGGCCGAGCUUUAUACCCUUCCAAAAUCCCCGCAAAACGGCACAACUCCUCCUACGUCCUUCCCUUCUCCACCUCCUUCAUCUUCUCCAUGGCUCCUUACAAAAACACCCUCCCCGGCCACGGCCUCGUCUUCGUCUUCGUCCCCUCCACCGGCAUCGCAGGCGCUAGCUCCUCGCAAAACCUCGGCUUCCUCAACCGCACCAACGACGGCAAAACCGACAACCACGCCUUCGGCGUCGAGUUCGACGUCUUUAAGAACGAGGAGUUCGACGACAUAAACGACAACCAUGUUGGGAUCGACGUGAAUUCUCUAAAGUCCUUGGUUUCUCGCGACGCCGGGUACUGGCCGGACGAGAGUAACGGUACGGACGAGAAGUUUUUCAAGAAAAUAAAGCUCAAUAGCGGCGAGAAUUAUCAAGUUUGGAUUGAUUAUAAUGAUUCUUUGAUUAGUGUUAGCAUGGUAAAAGCUGGUUCGAAGAGGCCUAGGUUUCCUUUGUUAAGUGAAAAGUACAAUUUGUCCGAGGUGUUUUUCGAUGAAAUGUAUGUUGGGUUCACGAGCUCAACUGGGCAAUUAGUACAGAGGCAUAUGAUUCUAGCUUGGAGUUUCAGCAACACAAACUUCUCUUUGAGUGAGAGUUUGGUCACCGCCGGUUUGCCGUCGUUUGUUCUUCCAAAAGCGUCGUUUCACAAGUCCAAAGGGUUCAUUAUUGGAGUCACGCUUGGGGGUUUGUUUUUUAUUGGUUUUUGUGCUUUGAUUGUCGUUUUGUUGAUCAAACGACAGAGGAGAAGAGCGAAGGAAAGAGCUGAAAUGGAGGAUUGGGAACUUGAGUAUUGGCCCCACAGAAUGACGUACCAAGAGAUUGAGGAAGCGACGAAGGGAUUUAAGGAGGAAAACGUGAUUGGAAUAGGAGGAAAUAGGAAAGUUUAUAGGGGAGUUUUGGCUGGAGGAGCGGAAAUUGCGGUGAAAAGAAUGUCACGUGAGAACGAUGGAAUGAGGGAGUUUUUGGCUGAGAUUUCGAGCCUUGGAAGGUUGAAGCAUAGGAAUUUGGUGGGGUUGAGAGGUUGGUGCAAGAGAGAGAAAGGGGUUUUCAUGUUGGUUUAUGAUUACAUGGAAAACGGGAGUUUGGAUAAAAGGGUGUAUUUUGAGUGUGAGGAGAGUAAAAUGUUGGGGCUUGAAGAUAGAAUUAGGAUUUUGAAAGAUGUGGCAUCUGGGGUUUUGUAUUUACAUGAAGGGUGGGAGUCAAAAGUGUUGCAUAGGGACAUUAAGGCAAGCAAUGUGUUACUAGACAAGGAUAUGAGUGGAAGACUGGGUGAUUUUGGUCUGGCUAGAAUGCACGGGCACGGUCAAGUGGCUAGCACCACCCGAGUGGUCGGGACCGUCGGGUACUUGGCCCCGGAGGUGGUUCACAACGGUCGGGCCUCAGCUCAGACCGACGUGUUCGGGUUUGGGGUCUUGAUAUUGGAGGUCAUGUGUGGGAGGAGACCCAUAGAGGAAGGGAAGGUGCCCUUGGUGGAAUGGGUUUGGCAAUUGAUGGCUCAAGGGCAGCUCUUGGAUGCCCUUGAUGAGAGGCUGAGGGCAAAAGGGGAAUUUGAUAAGGAGCAAGUGGAGGGAGUGUUGUAUUUGGGGAUGUUAUGUGCUAACCCUGACCCAAGUGCUAGACCAAAUAUGAGACAAGUUGUGAGAGUGUUGAUGGGCAAAAGUGGUAAUGAGGUCCAUGAUGCCGAGUCUGAGGAUAUGGACGCCUAUUUGCUUGACAAGACGCAAAAUAGUGAAUUUUGGAACGGUUUUUCUCAAAGUUUUGGCUAUGGAUCACACCCAACUUUUGAAGAUAUUAAGCAAUCAAUUUCUUCGUCAAUGUCUCUGUCUUGGUCCAGUACCAUAGUGGAGGUUGCAGAUGAAGUUGAUGAUGGUAAAAUGAAAGUGAGAUUCAAGACUAUAUGAUGUAAAAACCUUAGAAGGAGAUUCUUUUUUGAGCUUUCUACCGGGUAGCCUACUUUCGGAUAGUAGUCAAAAUCUAAUGGUUUAUAAUGGAGGUUUAUUUAUUUAUUAUUAUUAUUAUUAUUAUUUUAAUACCUUAAGGUAGGAUUCUCGCUUUAUUCAUUUCAGUUGGGAUCUUUUAGAAGAGAUUACUACAUUCAUUUUUUUUUUUUUCAACUUUAUUGUAAGUUAAAAUGUUGUUGUACAUAUGUAUGUAUCACACACGCGAUUAUAUGGAAAUCAAAGGUUGCUU